AUAGAGUACAUUUUACUCUGACAGAGUACAUGUGGUCCUUAUUGGACUCAUAAACUGUAGUUAUUUAACACUGAUGUUUUCGUUUAGUGCGUCAACGUGUCCAUAGAACGCGAUUUUAAAACAUGGAUGCAAGGGUCUGCUUGGUUUCUUGUAGACUACGGGUAUUGCAUGUGCUCUUGUGGUUUCUUGGCCACAUUUCUGAACUAGUAACCAUCUCGUAGAGGGUGGUCGGAUAAACAGGUCAGGGAUGAAUACCAUGCAUUUGGAACACAUGUAACCGCGUGCGCGGACUGAAGCAUUACUUCUAUGAAGCUGUCGACAUGAUACCCUGCCUAUUGCUGUUGGUGUGUGCUAUUACACUAGAUGCGGUCCAACAGUUUCCAGCGUUGAUGGAGGUGGAGGCUGGUCGUACCGCCAGGUUAAAAUGCAGCACGAAUGGGAUGCCUGCCACAUAUUGCUACACGAUUAUUUGGACUAGGGUCGAUUCCAAGACAAAUAAGCUUAUUUCCUUAAAGAACGCCCCUAAUUUUGUGAGCACCGUCGCCAGUGAACAAACCGAAUGCUCCUUCGACAUUAAAAACGCAACAGCUGACGACUCCGGGACUUACUACUGUUUGGUGGUGUACGGCAAAAUGGUCUACAUCGGCAACGGGUCAAAUGUAAUAGUGACACAAGGAAGAAAAACUGCACCCCCUCCAAUCGAAAUCCUCGGGCCGUCGGGCGACGUCCACGGAUCCUUUACCCGACUCUUGUGCAUGAUUGCCGGAGUCGUUCCGAAAGCUCGUAUGUUCUGGGUCAUAGACGGGCGAGAGAGAAGCGGAUUCACCGAUACCGUCUGGACAAAAUACGGCGACGAGGUCGUGGAGUCCACCCAAAGCCAGGUGCUGGUUCCUGCGGAGCAGUGGGAGAGAGGAGCCGUCUGCACCUGCGUGGUGGAGUUUGACGGGAGGAACACUUCGAAAAGCGUGCAAAAAGGAGCAUGUUCUGUAAUAACAGACCACUGGGAGGGAUGCUAUGCCACUGUGGCUGCGUACAGGGUUGUGGUGACUACCCUCUGUCUUCUCUCGUGGACAAUGACCAUCACAGCGGGCAUUUGUUUCAGGAGAAAAAGAAAUCACGAAGAGAAGAGGAGUAGGAGGAUCACAGAGAAGUAAAUUUGAAGGUGUUAAGGCACGUAGCAGGCCCUCUCAUCCAGCACCACUUACACGGUUUACUUUUUUUUAUUUUUUAUUAAUUUUUUACAUAUAAUCCAUUUAUACAGUUAGAUGUAUAGUGACGGGAUUCAGGGGUUUAGUACUUUGAUCAGUGGUACAAUGGCGUUGCCUCACCUUGGAAUAGAGCCUACGACCUUUGGGUUGUGUUCUACACCUGAAAGGAAUAAAACCUUUCGAGAAUAAAUUGAGUCUUGUUCAGCAACAGGGAGCAACAGGGCUGGUUUUCUUGGAUGAGAAAUUUAUAUACCAGCUUAACCCUUUCAACAGUAGGUUUUUUGGAAUGUUUUUUUUGUUCUUCUAAAUUCUAAUCCAGUGUUCUAGAACCCCAUUUCUUUAAAUUACCAGUAGUGAUUGUUACAUCAGAAUUAAAGUGUCCAGUUAAGAACAUUCUAAUUGUAUAUUUUAUAUCUUACACCUUAAAUGGGAUAUGGCAGUGCUAAAAAAAAAAGGGGGGGGGGGGGGGCUUAAACUGUCAGACAUUUUUCCCAUGGCAAAUGCUAACAGUAUUUCUAAUCAAAAAAAUAUCUGUUAACUUACAUGUGUUAACCUUGUUUCUUUAGCAGUGGUUCAGUAGAAGCUUGGUUAUUUUUAUUCAGAUUGUGACAAUGUAAUCUCAUGUUUCUUUUAGCAUUGUGCACUGUUGCUGAUCAUGUUUCUGUCAUCAAAUGGCUAGACUAAAAAAAAAAAAUUUUUUCAAAUCAAAGAUCAUUUGUUCUUUUGUUGUGGUUUUGUUUGUGAUAAUCAAUGUGCACAAGCCGCUAGCACGUUUAAUCAAUUAAUAAUAUACUGACAAAUAUAUUGUUUAGCAAUCAUUUCUUGACCUUAGACAUAAAAUUGAAGUCAAGUCAAGUCAGUUUAUUUAUAAAGCACAUUUAAAAACAACAGAAGUUAACCAAAGUGCUGUACAAGGAAAAUAAAAAUGCAUAAAAUAAAUUAAAUAAAAAGGUAUAAAAUACAAUACACAAAGACAACAUGCCAAGCAUUAAGACCCAAUGUAAAAAGGUGUCUUAAUACGGGAUUUAGAAGAGUCAGUGGAGGGGGAAGACCUAAUAGAAAAUGGUAGACUAUUCCAAAGCCUUGGGGCAGCAUUGGAGAAGGCACGGUCGCCCUUGGUUUUAAACCGGGACCGAGGAACAGACAGGAGCAAUUGGUCAGAGGAUCUAAGAGGCCUGGAGGUGGAAUAGGGGCAAAAAAUGCAGUGAAAGGCACUUCAAAUAUUGAGCAUUUCUUGUUAAAAUUCAUAACGCUUCAUAUCACCACCAUGGCUCUCAAAGUACUAGUUUAGGUCUACAACUGCAUUAUAUAUUUUAGGAAAGUUAUUAUUACUGAAUUGGAGAGGCUGGAAUUACACCCUAGACAGGUCUCCAAUCUAUCACAGGACUAGAAAAAAAUUACUGACAUAAAACACGUUUAUAAAUGGAAUACUGUAUAAAAUAAUACAAACCGUGAGUUAAUUCGUUUUUUUAAAUUGUUCUAGUGAAGUUCAGAAAAUGUACUUUCGGAAACAUUUUGACAGUUCUAUAUUAUACCAGUAGAGGUCACUAAUUACAUCCCAUCAUGAACAGAAAGGUUUCUUUGAAAAUACUAAGUUAUACUUUAUUGUACUUUUGAUACCAUUGAACCCAUUAAAAACAUGGAAACUUCUUAUUUUAACGGAUUGUAUUAUUUAUUUAAUGAGGAGAAACCGAAAACCAACGUCACAGCGUAUUUAUAUCAUCAUAUAAUCCUAUCGUCUCAGCCCAAGGCCAAGGGUGAAGAUCUCACCGAAAUUGAGAUACAUUUUAAUAUAGUUCGUUUUUUAGUAACUUAUCUUUAAGAUAACUCAACAAGCUGCGACGAGACUUGAUUAAACGACGUGUAGCAGGCACGAUUUGAACAUCACACUUAUGGACAUUUAUACUGAUAACUGCAUCAUAUAAUCUGCUGUAUGAAACAAAAAUACAAAUACCAGAAAUUUAACUGAGCACGACUGGGCUCUAGAACUGAAAACUAAUCUAACAAUUUAUUACACUGGUCUUCCGCUGUUUGUAAUUUAUUACAAACUGCUUGUGGUAUUGUCACAAAAACUUAAGCACAUAUGAGCAGCACUUGCCUAAUCCUGUUUGUAUUUGGCGCCGUGUUCUAAUUCUCAACGUUUUCCCACACUGCGUAAUUCCGACUUUAGUUUUAUUUCAGGGUGCUGUGUUUAAAGUUUAACUCUGUCCAAUGUCUUUUUUUUCUUCUUUUUUUCCCGUCUGCUUCUGAGUCUUGCCUGUAGUUCGUAUCCACCUUCCACCCCUAGGGCCCGCGUUUAAUAGAAAUCCUUAGUGGAAAUUCAUGAGAGGACGAGAAGCACUCCGCGCAGAUUCCAAACCUUUCCUGUCACCCGCUUUCCGUCGGAAGGAGCGGCAGUUAGCCCAAUCUCCGCUGCACGCAGCUACUUUCCCAAGCGCGCUAAGCACUUGAUCGAACAGACUCGAUGAAAGUAGCCGACACGCGUUUAAGAGAUGCCAUUAUUUUGAAACCCGCGUCGACAUUUUCACGGUGUUAUUGAUCAUUGUUAAUAUUUUUUUGGGCGACACUUUUAGCUAAUUUCACUCGCCCUGGGUUU
Anguilla rostrata (American eel) is the source of this 3804-nucleotide messenger RNA. RefSeq lists its product as uncharacterized. The coding region runs from base 321 to 1154 and encodes 277 amino acids. The record is from RefSeq and is a predicted model, not a curated record. Gene Ontology annotation, cellular component: plasma membrane. NCBI's taxonomy places the organism in Eukaryota, Metazoa, Chordata, Actinopteri, Anguilliformes, Anguillidae. The transcript is spliced from 5 exons.